AUGGAUAACUUGGUAUACGAGCUAGAUCCGAAAGGUGACAUUUUCCUCAUUCUGGAUAACGUGUCUAAGGAUUUUCCCUACAACCUACGAGAUAUUACCACUGUGGCGGGGUGGCCGGAUGGACUCAGUAACCCCCCAGCUCCAACAAGCGAUUGGAAUAAAACCAUCAAGCAAGAAGAUGAUGGAAGCUCAGGCGACGCUGUUGAUUCAGCCAAGACCCCUAAGUCUCCCCCACAGCGCCGUCUACAGAUUCGUGCAUCGUCAAAACAUCUGACAUUGGCCUGCCCACAAUUCCAACGUACGCUACAAAACGGAUUUCAGGAGGGAACCGAGCUCAGGGCCACCGGCUGUCUAAAGUUCCCUGUGCGAGAUUGGGAGGCAGUACCCUUCUUGGUCCUGAUGUUAAUCAUCCAUCAUCGAACACGACUGGUGCCUCGGGAGGUGUCCUUAGACAGGCUGGUGGAGAUCGCGCAGUUGGUCGAUUACUAUGAGUGUCAUGAGGCAGUGGAACCGUUCUCGAAUUCAUGGCUCAUUCAUCUGAAGAUCAGAUCUUUGAGCCCCCCUCAUUAUAUCCCUUCAUCGGAUGAUGAGGCCAGGAAAUGGAUUUCUAUAUCUUGGGUAUUUAACGAGGCCAACGCAUUCCAAGAAUCCUCCAAGUACUUAGAGUCCAAGAGCACAAGCACGAUUAGCUUCAGUGGACUCCCUGUUCCCAGCACGAUACAAGGUGAGCUUCACCUAAUUUCUGAAGUACCUUACCACUUACAAUAUCCUUCUCAACUCCAGAUGAGAUCAACCGUUCCCGGCGAGCGCUGA
Aspergillus nomiae NRRL 13137 is the source of this 813-nucleotide messenger RNA. RefSeq lists its product as uncharacterized. NCBI's taxonomy places the organism in Eukaryota, Fungi, Ascomycota, Eurotiomycetes, Eurotiales, Aspergillaceae. The record is from RefSeq and is a predicted model, not a curated record. The coding region runs from base 1 to 813 and encodes 270 amino acids. The transcript has a single exon.